AUGGUCAGGACUGGAGUUGAGGAUGAAGCCCCGGCAGAGCCACGUGGGAGAGUCUCGGGUCGCCCUCUCUCGGCUGUACUUCGUCUCUACGUGUACGCGCUGCACGGCUGCCUCUGUGAGGUGGCCUUCACCGCUGUGUGGGACUGGUGCAGCACCCAGGACAGCAGGCUGGCAGGGCACAGCAGCCUGUGGGCGCUGCCUAUGUACGCCACUGCAGUCUACCUCAUUGAGAGGCUGAGAGGCCGGCUGCUGGCUCAUCAUCUCCCACUGCCAGUGCGUCUGGUGGCCUACACCGGGUUCAUCUACCUAUGGGAGUUCAGCUGGGGGGCGGGGCUGAGGCUGCUGGGGGCCUGUCCCUGGGACUACUCCGGGUUCAGGUACAACCUGGGAGGACUGGUGACGCUGGAGUACGCAGUGCCCUGGACUGUGGCAGCAUUUAUAGCAGAGCAGCAUGUGAUCAGGAACACUCUGAGGAUUAGACUGAACUGAAUCUGGAAUCAACUACAAAGCAUUGAUGGACAUUUUUGUUUAGGAACAACACCAGUGUGAGUUUUUCACUUCAUAAAGUUGCUGCAUCCUCCUUGCUGUGUCAUUAAAUCUGACAACUUAUUUCAUUUCUACCUUUGAGCUCACUGUUUGGUAGCUUAACACAACUGACAGCUGUCAAUUCAUAGUAGGCUUUCAUUCUCUCUCGUGUUCGUUGUAAAUGUGUAGCUGCGGCCAGCAACCUGUUAGCUUAGCUUAGCAUAAAGACUGGAAACAGAGUGAAACAGCUAGCCUAGCUCCAUCCACCUACCAGCUCUGGUUGUCAGGCUGUUUGCCCCUCUAUCCACUCUUUAUACUAAGCUAAGACAACUGGCCUCUGACUGUAGCCUCAUGUUUACUGUAAAGAUACGAGAGUGGUAUUAAUCUUCUCAUCCAACUCUAACAAAGCGAAUAAGUGUUUGGUUUUGUCUUUUACAAAAUGUCGUACUGUUCCUUUAAGAGGUUUACAUUUUAUAGAAUUCAUUAAAUAACAGACAUUUAGUAAUACGACGUAUUGCAGCAGAAAUGUGUCACUGUAACCUUUAAACUUCACUGACGGUCACUGAAA
Morone saxatilis (striped sea-bass) is the source of this 1093-nucleotide messenger RNA. RefSeq names its product transmembrane protein 229B-like. The record is from RefSeq and is a predicted model, not a curated record. The transcript is spliced from 2 exons. The coding region runs from base 1 to 489 and encodes 162 amino acids. Lineage: Eukaryota; Metazoa; Chordata; Actinopteri; Moronidae.